Molecule: messenger RNA, 1175 nt
Organism: Erpetoichthys calabaricus (reedfish)
Lineage: Eukaryota; Metazoa; Chordata; Cladistia; Polypteriformes; Polypteridae
Gene: dolpp1
Product: dolichyldiphosphatase 1
Exons: 8
Coding region: 111-827 (238 amino acids)
Biological process (GO): lipid biosynthetic process; protein N-linked glycosylation
Cellular component (GO): intracellular membrane-bounded organelle; endoplasmic reticulum membrane
Molecular function (GO): dolichyldiphosphatase activity
Source: RefSeq, a predicted model, not a curated record
CACCGUGACUGGUCAGUUUGAUUGACAGGAAGCGUGCUUUCUAAUAGGACGAACCAAGUCGGGCGUUUCUUUGUGAUUGGUCGGUCGGCAGCGCCCGGUAUCCGGGUAAGAUGGCGGCGGUGGACGAGUGCCUGGCCCCAGCUCGGUGGCGGUCAGUUUCCCUCACACACGUCGAGUACCCCACAGAUGACUUGACGGGACAGCUGCUGGCCUAUCUGAGCCUCUUUCCCAUUUUCAUUCUCGUCGGCUUCGUCACGCUGAUUGUGUUUAAAAGAGAACUGCACACGAUCACAUUCUUCGGAGGACUCCUCCUAAAUGAAGGUGUAAACUGGGUGCUAAAGAACAUUAUUCAGGAAACCAGACCGUGUGAAGGUGCUCAUGCCACGGUCACAACAGAAUAUGGGAUGCCUUCCAGUCACGCGCAGUUCAUUUGGUUUUUCUUCUUGUACUCAUUCCUCUUCCUUUAUUUACGAAUGCAUCAAACUAACAACGCCAGAUGUUUGGAGCUCUUGUGGAGACACAUCUUAUCAAUCAGCUUGUUAACUGUGGCCUUCUUCGUCUCCUACAGCAGAGUUUAUCUAUUGUACCAUUCCUGGCGUCAGGUUAUAUAUGGAGGAGUAGCAGGCAGCAUCAUGGCGGUUGUCUGGUUCAUCAUCACACAGGAGGUAUUAACUCCUCUGUUCCCGAAGAUUGCAGCAUGGCCAAUUUCAGAGUUCUUUCUUAUCCGGGACACAAGCCUUAUUCCGAACAUCCUGUGGUUUGAAUACACCGUAACACGGGCAGAAGCGAGAAACAGACAACGAAAGCUGGGAACGAAACUGCAGUGAAACUCGAGAAUCACAAACUUGGAAAAAAAAAAAAAAAAGGACCACACACUGGAAAAACUGGACAGGACGGAGAGUGGGUGGGGAGGGAGGGGCGCCGUUGGAGAGGUGGACCACAGGAAGUGCUUGGACUGACCGGCAGCCUGACGACGCUGACUGGUGGGGACUGGCGGUGGUUUGUGCAGCUUGCUACCUGCUCCUGAUGCAUGCGGGACUGCGGGACUCGGACUGUCGAACUUAAACACCGUUGUAUUUUAUCCACAAAGGCACGUUUCUGGGAAAAAAAAAAAAAAGUACUGUAUCCCUCGGAAUUUGGGAGCAAGAAGUGGAUGUCAUGGAGACGGACGGCCG